This is a messenger RNA of Brassicogethes aeneus, 1257 nucleotides long. NCBI's taxonomy places the organism in Eukaryota, Metazoa, Arthropoda, Insecta, Coleoptera, Nitidulidae. The record is from the annotation of a GenBank genome assembly.
AUGGAAAGACAGCAAUUCGUUCCUGCUAAAUGUAUAGGUCGCAGACAAAUGCAAAGGAGGGUAACAAAGGCAGUUGGUGAUUUUCAGUCUCAAUGUUGUGAUGAUAUUGCUUUUAAAGGUAACUUAACCCAUAAUAAUUUAAAGCUUUUCGAAGCAGCCAUGCCUAUUUUAGAGAAUAUUAACGAUACUUCCUGUAAUAUAUCUAGUACUGAAGAUUUAGGUUUAUCUAGUUGUCAUAAUGCUGAUGAUGUUCCCAGUAAUGCAUGUGAUAGCCAGUUUUUAAAUUUAUUAAAUGUUGAGUCUGUUCAAAAUUGUCACAGUAAUCUAGGGUGCUCCAAGGAUUGUGAGGGUGAAUCGGAGACAGUUAGUUCAGUUGAGAAGAACAACCUCUCAGAUAGUCUAAAAAAUUGGGCUAAUGAUUUUAAGAUUACUACAACUGCACUUACAAAACUUUUGCACUUGCUCUCACCAUUUCACCCCGAAUUACCUUUGGAUAGCCGAACAUUGUUAAGAACUCCACUAGACUUUAACAGCAAAGAAUUGGAAACGGGUCAAUAUUCUCACUUUGGUCUUCAAAAAGGACUUUACAUGUUUUUAGAAUCAAAUAUUAACUUUAAAGACUCAACCAUUAGUAUUUCAUUUAAUAUAGAUGGCCUGCCACUGUUUAAUAGUUCCAAUGUGCAAGUUUGGCCAAUUUUAGCUUUAAUUAAAAACGAAGAAUUUUUUAUAAAACCUUUUCCUGUUGGUGUAUUUUGUGGAAAUGCGAAACCUAAACCGCUUGCUAUAUAUUUAGAAGAUUUUUUAAAUGAACUUUUAAAUUUAAUUGAAAAUGGUCUAUUAUUUAAAAAUAAGCUCUUUAAAAUUAACAUUCAUAGUUUCAUAUGCGAUGCGCCAGCUCGAGCAUAUUUGAAAUGUGUAAAAUCUCACAAUGGUUACUCUUCUUGCGACAAAUGCGUAAACCCUGGGGAGUACUUCAAUGGUAGAAUAAUUUUUACCAAAACUGACGCGGCCAAAAGAACUGACGCUUCGUUUGUUGCACAGGAAGAUGAGGACCAUCACCUUGGUAUUUCGCCUUUAUUAAAGAUUCCUGUGGGUUUGGUUUCUCAAUUUCCUUCAGAAUAUAUGCACAGCACAUGUUUAGGGGUGAUGAAAAAACUUUUAAAUGCCUGGAUUAGUAGGCUUGAAACAGUGCAUUCCAACAGAAAUGAACCGCAAACCAAGGGCCAUCGCAGAAUUACCGCGUUGGAAGGCAUCUGA